GGAUUGGGAUUAAAUGUUAUUCGAUAUAAUAUCGGAGGAGGAGAUAAUCCAGCUCAUAAUCACAUGAGAAUUGGGGGUGAUGUGCCAGGUUUUUGGCCGUGCGAAAAUUGUGAUUAUAAUUGGACCUCUGAUGCAAAUCAAAGAUGGAUUUUACUUGCUGCGAAGGAGCGUGGUGCUGAUAUCUUUGAGGCAUUUUCCAAUAG
Molecule: messenger RNA, 203 nt
Organism: Dentiscutata heterogama
Lineage: Eukaryota; Fungi; Glomeromycota; Glomeromycetes; Diversisporales; Gigasporaceae
Source: the annotation of a GenBank genome assembly